GAGUGGAGGGCUGACUGUUCUCAGCAUGGGAAUUUUAAGACAAGAGACGAGAAGGCUGUCGCUGCAGCAGCCAUUGUCCUGGUACAAUAGCCUUUGCAACGGCCCAGGAGCAGCUAGUGGCGUCCGAUGGAAGCCGGAGCCUGCAGGAUUCUGGAGACUGGUUCUGGAUUCCUGCCUGCCAAGAGAAGACUGUUAAGUAAGACAGACUUCUGUGCUCCUGACAAGCUACUUUCAGAAUUUCAAGACUGGGCUGACUUUGGGACCCUGAGGCUGUCUGAUCUCUUCACUUGUUCGACAAGACCAGGAAAAGAUUUUGCCUUCAAAGAAUGGAGAAGAUAGGGAGAUCAUGAAGAAAUGGACUCAAAAUCAUAAGACAAAAGAUUUGCCUUCCAACUAUACUGACUGGUCCCAAGAAAAGGAAGGAAAGCCCCAAAUGCUGGUACCAGUUGCAUUCAGGGAUGUGGCUGUGAUCUUCACGGAAGCAGAAUGGAUGAGUCUGAGCUUAGAGCAAAGGAAUCUAUACAAAGAAGUGAUGCUGGAGAAUUACAGGAAUCUGCUCUCAUUGGCAGAACCAAAGUCAGGAGUCUACCCUUGUUCUUCCUGCCUACUGGUCUCCUCUUGUCAGCAAUUCCUCAGCCAACAUGUGCUUCAGAUCUUCCAGGGCUUAUGUACAGAAAAUCACUCCCAUCUGGGGAAUUCCAGCUCUGGGCAUCAGAAACCACAGGAGCAUCAAUAUUCUGAUCAGAGCUGCUGGAGUGAAAAUGCAGAAGACCGAGAGAGAGAAGGUGGCUCCAAAUCCUGGUAUGCAAGGUCAGAGGAGAGAGAGACGUCAAGGGCAUUCCUCAGCCCACACCAAGGACAGCCAGCAAGUCCUAGAGAAGGCAACAUGGUGGUAGAAAUAGAGCUCCACUCUGCCCAAAAGGUAAACCCUGUGCAAUCAGACAAAGGAAUGAAGGAAUUAGAAAUCUCAAGAUUUGGAGCAAUCAACUGUAGAGAAUGUGAGCCAGACUCUAGCCCGGAAUCAAACUUCAUCAGAAACUCAAGGCCCUUCCUAGGGGAGAAGCCUUAUGUUUGCAAUGAUUGUGGGCGAGGCUUUAACCAAAAGUACAUGCUCAACAAACACCAGAGAACACAUUCAGAAGAGAAGCCUUACUUGUGCAACGAGUGUGGGAAAAGCUUUAGAAAUAAGUUCAUUCUUAGUAGACAUCAGAGAACACACUCAGGGGAAAAGCCUUAUGUCUGCAGGGAGUGUGGACGAGGCUUUAGCCGGAAGUCAAAUCUCAUCAGACAUCAGAGAUUACAUUCAGGGGAGAAGCCUUUUUUCUGCAGGGACUGUGGGCGAGGCUUUAUCCAGAAGUCAAAUCUCAUCAAACACCAGAGAUUACACUCAGGGGAGAAGCCUUUUUUCUGCAGUGACUGUGGGCGAGGCUUCAGGGUGAAAUCAGAGGUACUUAUCCACCAGAGGACACACUCAGGGGAGAAGCCUUAUGUCUGUAGAGAAUGUGGGCGACCCUUUAGCCAUAUAUCAAAUCUCAUCAAACACCGGAGGUUACACUCAGGGGUGAAGCCUUUUGUUUGCAGUGACUGUGGGCGAGGCUUUACGGUGAAAUCAGAAGUACUUAUCCACCAGAGGACACACUCAAGGGAGAAGCCUUAUGUCUGCAGGGAGUGUGGGCGAGGCUUUAGCUGGAAGUCAAGUUUCAAGAGACAUCAGAGAACGCAUUCAGACGAGAAGCCCUAUGUCUGCAGGGAAUGUGGACGAGGCUUUAUCCAGAAAUCAAAUCUCCUCAAACACCAGACUGUACACUCAAGAAAGAAGCUUUUUGUUUGCAGAGUCUGUGGGCAAGGCUUUAGGGUAAAAACAGAAGUACUUAUCCACCAGAGGACACACUCAGGGGAGAAGCCUUAUGUCUGCAGGGACUGUGGGCGAGGCUUUAGCCAGAAGUCAAAUCUCUUCAGACACCAGAGGUUACACUCGGGGGAGAAGCCUUUUGUUUGCAGGGACUGUGGGCAAGGCUUUAGCCAGAAGUCAAAUCUCAUCAGACACCAGAGGUUGCACUCAAGGGAGAAGCCGUUUAUCUGCAGUGACUGGUCCAGACUUUAGGGCAAAAUCAGAAGUACUUAUCCAUCAGAGGGCACAUUCAGGGGACAAGACUUAUAUCUGCAGAGACUGUUGGUGAGGUUUAACCAAAA
Molecule: messenger RNA, 2193 nt
Organism: Carlito syrichta (Philippine tarsier)
Lineage: Eukaryota; Metazoa; Chordata; Mammalia; Primates; Tarsiidae
Product: zinc finger protein 343-like
Exons: 6
Coding region: 347-2104 (585 amino acids)
Biological process (GO): regulation of DNA-templated transcription
Molecular function (GO): zinc ion binding
Source: RefSeq, a predicted model, not a curated record